Molecule: messenger RNA, 2027 nt
Organism: Prunus persica (peach)
Lineage: Eukaryota; Viridiplantae; Streptophyta; Magnoliopsida; Rosales; Rosaceae
Product: putative clathrin assembly protein At1g03050
Exons: 2
Coding region: 1-1785 (594 amino acids)
Biological process (GO): clathrin coat assembly; vesicle budding from membrane; clathrin-dependent endocytosis
Cellular component (GO): clathrin-coated pit; clathrin-coated vesicle
Molecular function (GO): 1-phosphatidylinositol binding; SNARE binding; phosphatidylinositol-4,5-bisphosphate binding
Source: RefSeq, a predicted model, not a curated record
AUGACUUCGAGCAAGUUUAGAAGAGCCUUGGGGGCGGUGAAGGACCAGACGAGUAUAGGCCUAGCUAAAGUUGGUAGCAGCACAUCUCUGGCGGACCUAGACGUGGCCAUUGUGAAAGCAUCGAGGCACGAAGAGUACCCGACAGAGGAGAAAUACAUACGAGAGAUUCUGAGCUUGACAUGCUACUCGCGCGCCUACAUCAGCGCCUGCGUCAACACCAUCUCCAGGCGUCUCAACAAGACCAAGAACUGGAUCGUUGCCCUCAAAACCUUAAUGUUGGUCCAACGGCUGCUGUCCGAGGGCGACCCGGCUUAUGAACAGGAAAUAUUUUUCUCCACAAGGCGCGGCACUCGCUUCCUCAACAUGUCCGAUUUUCGGGACGCUUCCACGUCCAAUUCGUGGGACUACUCUGCGUUUGUGCGCACGUACGCCUUGUAUCUGGAUGAACGGCUUGAGUUCCGAAUGCAAAGCCGGCGCGGGAAACGUAGCGCCUUCGGAAUCGACGAAGAAGAGGAUCCUCAGGAGCCGCCCCAUAAUUAUGCUAACCAGCAGUCAUGUCCCAGAGCCACGCCUGUGCAUGAGAUGAAAGCUGAGAAGCUUUUUUCUAGGAUGCAGCAUGUGCAGCAGCUCCUUGAGCGCUUCUUAGCAUGUCGCCCAACAGGUGAAGCAAAGACCAACAGGGUAGUAAUAGUGGCGCUGUUCCCAAUAGUGAAAGAAAGCUUCCAGAUAUAUUAUGACAUAACAGAAAUAAUGGGCGUCUUAAUCGAUCGCUUCAUGGAGCUGGAGAUCCACGACUGUGCCAAGGUAUUCGAGAUAUUCUGCCGCAUCGGAAAGCAGUUUGAUGAGCUGGACACAUUCUACAGCUGGUGCAAAACCAUUGGCAUUGCUCGCUCCUCAGAGUAUCCCGAGGUUGAGAAGAUUACACCCAAGAAACUGGAGGUGAUGGAGGAGUACAUACGCGACAAGUCAGCCUUGGCGCAGGGCAGGAAGUCGGUCAAGGCGCUGCUGGAGCAACAGAAGAUUGAGGAGAUAGAUCAAGAAACUAAUCGGGACGAAGAAGAAGAAGAUAUGAAUGCCAUGAAGGCCUUGCCACCACCUGAAAGUUUUGUUGAGGAAAGCAAUAACAAGGAAAUAGAGCCAGUAAAGGAAGAAGAAACUAAGAAACCGCAACAAGAAGAAGGGGACCUGUUGAACUUGGGAGACGACGCUGUGUCGAGCGAAGAGCAUGCUGACAAAUUGGCGUUGGCUUUGUUCAAUGGCGCUACUGCAGAGGCAAAAACACGCCUUCCAGCAUGGGAAGCCUUUGCUGAUGAAGCUGAUUGGGAGACGGCGUUGGUCCAGUCGGCCAGUCACUUGUCCCAUCAGAAGGCGUCCCUCGGAGGCGGCUUUGACGUUUUGUUGUUGGAUGGAAUGUACCAGCAAGCUGAGAUAUCAGCGGCGAUGGCUGGCCCAGGAUCUGGAGUGAGUGGAAGUGCGAGUAGUGUUGCAUUGGGGUCAGCAGGACGGCCUGCAAUGCUAGCAUUGCCUGCACCACCAUCAUCAUCAGAUCAUCAUGAUUCUAGUAAAUCAAACGUACACGUGGACCCGUUUGCUGCCUCGUUGGUGGUGCCGCCGCCUUCAUACGUGCAAAUGUCGGACCUGGAGAAGAAGCAGAAGCUGUUGGUGGAAGAACAGUUCAUGUGGCAGCAGUAUGCAAGAGAUGGGAUGCAAGGGCAGCUUGGAUUGACAAAGCUGCAACAUAAUCCUCACAACAUCAACAUGGGAGGUUACACACACACCUACUGACGAUGACUUAACUUAAUUAACACAUUGGUUGAGUUGUUAAUGGUCAUUAAUUAGGGUUUAACCAACCUCCAUGUGAAUUUGGACAUAUUGUUUUUUCCUCUUAUUUAGGUGAGGUUCAGUUCGUUAGCAUUUUAUGCUGGUAGGGCAAGUGAAAUAUGCAAAGGAUUAAGGUAAUCCAUGUAUCAUCGAAGUAUGAAAAAGGUACUAAAUGGUCCACAUUUAUAUUUAUAUGCAUAUGCAUA